Messenger RNA from Mycena indigotica, 2211 nucleotides. RefSeq names its product Metallo-beta-lactamase protein. Lineage: Eukaryota; Fungi; Basidiomycota; Agaricomycetes; Agaricales; Mycenaceae. Gene Ontology annotation, molecular function: transferase activity. The record is from RefSeq and is a predicted model, not a curated record. The transcript has 17 exons. The coding region runs from base 1 to 2211 and encodes 736 amino acids.
AUGAAUCUCUUCGGCAGCUCGGCACCUUUCAAAUCAUGGGCCCGCCUCGUGUUCACCAAGGCCUUGCGUCCUACCUCCCAGCACAUAAAGGUGCUUGACGCCGCCUUGGGGGGCCUUGAGGGUCUUUGCAAUCGAGCAGUCACGAACGCUCAUUCUGCUCUCUUUCGGAUUUCCAUUUACGACCACUGUACCACCAUGUCUCAAUGCAUCAGCAUCCCGCCAACACCUAAGAUUGGCAGUGUAUCAUUACCAGACCCCGACUCCCCUGAUUUCGGCGAUGGCAGAGCCAAAAGAGGGAGAUUGUCCUCUCUCAUUGCCAAAGUCAAGGGAAGAUCUACUACGCCGGCACCCUCACCUGUGACGAAAUAUGAACAUCCGUCUCUUGGGCCAUCACAACGCCCACGGUCCUCUUCUAUGACCCACAAGCCUCGUGAAGACCUCAAGUAUCGCGCUUCGAAUGCCGUCGCGCCAAGAUUCUCCGAGCCCACCCCCAGCAGUUCGAAAAGUCAUCACCGCCAAGUAUCGGCGCCACAAUCGACCCCAUGGGCGGUGCCGAAUGCUCAUCCACGGCCUCACGACAUUGGGAAACAUCAGGGCCCCAACACUCCCAAAUAUAUGCAGGCCAUUGUCAAAUCCGUCCCCUUGAAAGAGGAAUCGGUUUCCUUGAGUUGGCCUCUGGUACCGAUGUCUGAGCGCCGGCACCUACCUCACCCGCUUCUCUAUUACGAUGUAGCGUUUGAUCCUCAGGACGAUAUGAACUUGAAGGACAACCGCCAUAUACUUUUCCUGGCGCUCCCCAAAGCCGAUCGGGAACUUCCAGUCUCAACCCAUUGUCAAAUCACGGAGAUGGUCAUAGACUGCCCACUGGUCGGCGCGUUGGUAGUCGAGCGCCCAGAGGGUCUCCGCUGUAUCGAUGUCUUUUAUGCCAUCUACAACAAAUAUCAGAAGAAGCCUCGCCGACACGAACUUCCAAGCAAUUUGGAAAUGCACAAGUAUAUCCCGGCUUUUGAACAGCGGUGCCUUGACGCUCCAGGCAUCACCGAGUAUAACCGCACACGCGUUGGUUUUUUGCGAGCUGAUCUCCUUCGAGUCGACAACUGCAUUGAAUGGUUCACUAAACUUCCCCCAGGAUUUACACACGAGCUCCCUCAACAUUUAGCACAGCAAAAUCCGCCGCUCCAUCUCCAUCCCACUACAGGCGUCCCAGUGCUGAACUUUGACGAAUUUUGCUGUGGGGCUCAUGGAUUUUCUGCCUUGAUCGAAACACAAAUCGCUGGAGAAGCCGCUCAACUGACAUUAUUCGAUACCGGGCCCGACUCCCAGAGUCUCGUGCGUAAUCUGAAAGCAAUGCAGAUACCAGUGGAUCAAAUCGCUCGUGUCAUUACCUCCCACUGGCACUCUGACCACACUGGAGGCUUGCUGUCGUUUCUGAAAUACGCCAAGGGCUCCAAUUGCGUUGUCGACUGCCACCCCAAUCGCCCAAUCUCUCGGGGUAUGGCUCGUGGACCCUUGUAUGACACUGUUUUUGCUGCGCUUCCUGACGACCCGACGUUUGAACAAAUUGCUGCUGCUGGUGGACUUGUCGAAAAACAUGCUGAAGGGCAUGCAGUUGCUGGUGGCGGAGUUUGGAUCAGUGGGGAGAUUCCUCGGGUAACGCCUUUUGAAGGAGGCAUUCCAGGAGGGAAGCGAUGGGUCGCAGAAGAUGGCGGUAGAUGGAUCAGCGACGAGCUUAUCCUGGACGAAAGAUACGCAGUCAUCGACGUGGCUGGCAAAGGGCUCGUCGUGUUCAGCGCAUGCUCUCACGCUGGAAUUGUGAAUGUCGUGCAAGAUGCAGUCAAGACAUUUCAGCGACCCGUCUACAUGGUCAUCGGUGGUCUUCAUCUCGCUCCGCCAGACGCCAGGGAGCGGAUCGCACCCACGGUGGAUUUUCUCGCGAACAAAUUGAUCCCGGCUCCCACUUACAUUCUCCCGAUGCAUUGUUCGGGAUUUGAGGCCAAGGUCAAAUUGGAGGCAGCAUUGGGUGAGGGAUGCGUUCCAGCCGGUGUUGGUUUGAGGUGUGUUGCAAUAAAAGCCCAGGUACUUCCAGAUGAGGUAGAAACAAAAGAACGUGAAGACGGCGCCAGCAAAAAAUAUGUACAUGUCCUGAGUGGACCGACGCUCUAUCCAGCCUAUCACAUCACGACUGAGGCCCAAAGUGUUGGCUGCGUCUAG